CCGGCCGUUCACAGUCUGUCGCGAGACGCAAGACAGCGCGCGCGCUCGAUUUAAAUUUCGAACGCAUUUCCGAACGAACACAAGCGCUUUUGUUUUAAAAAGUUUCGAAGUUUAAAAAGACUUCAUUUCGCCCGUUUGUUUUAUUAUUUUUUGUGGCAAAGAAAAAAGAUUUUAUUAUUACAAUGGCCAGUGUGUGGUUGUCAAUUUUUAUGUUAGUGUUGAUAACGAUUACCCAAGUGAUCGCCAGGAACUGUUCUGACACCGACAGGAUCAUGAACUGCAAUGAGUGCAUCAGAUGCGGCGCUAUUUGGUGUAACGACCCCAAAGAAUUAACGAGAUGUUCAUUGAGCAGCAUAGACGACUGGUGUCCAGACCACCAGGAGUCACUGGAGGAUCAAGAGGCCAAGCCGACCCCGGAGGUCAUCAAGUUGGGGGUCAACGUCGACUCCUACGUCAGGAUCAGAGACAAGAUACGGCUCCACUUUGAGUUCCCGUCCGAAACCAAUAUUGUUCCUAAGGUCAAAUCAUCCAUCCUACACAGCACAGUGCAAAAACUUGACCCUGCGUACUUUCGAUUGCCAUAUGAAGCGUUGAAAUACCAUGAAGAUACGAAGAAGUUCACCUUCACGCUAGUGGGCACUCCUACUGUGGACUUCUGCCCAGAGGCGGGCACCAAGGAAUACGUCACCGUGAAGGUGGAGGUGGAAGGUCGACAGGAGUCUUCGACAGUAAAGUUUGCUGUACCCUGCUCCUGCGGUUGCAGCGCUAAAGUGGAAAAGAAGUCGGAACAUUGUCAUAAGAGAGGAGACUACGCUUGUGGCGCGUGCGCCUGUGAAAAAGGAUGGGAAGGCGAAGACUGCUUAAUCAAGCAAUCUCCCAACAACAUAUCCCAUUGUCCAGAUAGAGGCGACAUCACAUUUUGUUUGAAUCUCGUCACAAAUUUCCUCUGCUCAGACAAUGGGAAAUGCUGCGACGGUAAAUGCGAGUGCUUCAACCAGCUCGAAGGCUCCGAAUACUUCGACGACACCUGCGACGACAUUUGCAGUACCACCAGCUACCAUGACACCUGUUUAAUUGACCCCACCAUCGGAGAGUGCAAAGACCACGCAAACAUAUACAUAGAACCCCUUAACACGACCCUCCUCAACGUCAAAAGUCCGGAUACCGGCAGAAAUAUCUGGUACAACUGUACGGAGCGGACGGAAUCGUGCAACAUUCGCUAUGCUGCUAUGAAGGAUGGAAACGGACAAACGCGUGUUAUGAUCGUGGAUUCCUGCCAGCCAGUUGCUGAUCCGUACGCGAGUGGGGCUAUCAAAGUGACGGUCCCAGUGACACUGGGCGUGAUAGCCAUCGUCUUGGCCAUGGCUGCAGCAGCUGGGUACAUGGUGUACAAGAACAGGACCCCCCCUCUACCCCUCACUGACCCGCAGUACCAGAAUAUUGACGCCGAGGACUGUACUGGGGAGAACCCCCUCUAUAAACCACCUACAUCGUCCUUCAAAAACCCUACGUAUGGAAAAUGGUAGUCUUGAUGUUACCUGGUUGCUGAAUCAUCGGACCCGCGGCGAGACCGGAUUUGAAGAAAUACUACGAAAAUACAGUUACGGUAUCGUGAGAUAUUGUACGAGUAUCUGAUGGUGAGGUCUGGGUCCCGCUCCAUUCCAUCACUGCCUGUGAUCUGCACUGCGAUUGAAGAAUUGCGCUUAUCCGGUGCUAGUGUCGCAAAUUAGACAUUAUAUAACGUGCGUUAGAGUUUAUGUAACACAGGGAAAACUGAAAUCGCUCAAUACUUGAACAGUAUUUUCUGAUGCCAUAGGCACCUACAUUGCUAUAACUCUCGAACUAUCCUGUUAUUAAACUGUCAAGAUGCAUACUCACUCACUCCAAUUUCCAUACUAUGAAUAAGUCAUGGGUAUUUCAGUAUCUCACAAGGUAAAGAUCUCAGUUUUCUCUGGUAUAAUGCCUCUGUGAUAUUUAAGAUGAUUAAGUAAGAGACGUGAUGACUCAUCGGUGGUUUGUUUAUGAUUAGUAAUCUGCAGUAACGUGAUUAGUACCCACUCUCUACCUACUAUCAACGUACUAUGCUUAUCGCAAGAUGUAGGUUCAUUAGAAUAAAAGCAUUCGUCUUAGUUAUUGUUGAAUUGUACGUAUUAUUUUAUAUACAAUACUAAUGUAUUUGUAACUCUGUAAGUAAUUAGGUGUAUUGUCAGUUCAAAGACUGAGCUAGACUCAUAAGAGAAAUCGAAUUUGAUUUUUCUCAGAACUGUAGGUAGUGAUUCAGUGGUGACCCGAUCUCUACAAAAAGUAGUUCGCGUUUAAAUGGUUUUUACGCGCGAAUGUCUAAUGAGUUUGGUUUGUGCAUUUAUCAGUGUUUAUUGACUGUUGUACAAUUUACAACUGUGCCAAUGUACUAGCAACAUCUGAUAUGAGAGAAAGCCCCGAGAAAGUGGGAUAAUAUACUUUAGUGAGUUUUAUUAAAGUGUAGGUGUAUGGCGCCGUGGGCAGAAUCUCGCCGACAUACAUAUUCGGUGACUAACGGGGUUCCGACGAACUCUGACAUAAGCUGACUGGCACACAUGCGCGUUUAGCCGGCAAUCGCUUAAAUUAUUUCUAUUAUUGUACAUUACGUUUGCGCGGAUAUUGUGGUUUAUAAUCAUCUUGUUUUGAAAUGUAUUGUCCCACAGAAAUACCUACAGUAAUUUGUAAGUAGGUGUUAUAAUUAUAAUGUAAUUUAGUAUGCCAUAAAAUCUUACUGAUCGUAAGAAAGUUCCUAAGACAGUAAAUUAUUAAAAGAAAUAUUUAUUGGCAUUCAUUAUAAUUAAUUUCUAUUCAUUUUUCAAGAUUGGUCUACCAAAGUGACGGUAUCAGUAUUCUUAAAAUUUAAAUUUGCAUUUGGCUAUCUAAUCGACAGCUGUUUUUGUUGGAAAGUUUUUAUUUAGGAGUUAGUAGGCUAUGACCGAGCAUUGUACUUGAUAAUUUAUGUAAAUACUAGUUGGUGCAAUUUGCAUUGUUUUAUAAUGCCCAUUAGAAUAAGAAUAUAGCAUCUCAUUUAACAUACAUGUAUCGAUCGAUAUUGACUAACGAUCUAUGUAAGAAUCUUCAUACGUAUUGUAUUUUUUUUUUCAUCACAUUAGAAUAAAUCAAUGUUUUAUUUCUCAUUUAUUACAAUCUCAUGCCUUUUAUAUUUUUGUAAAUUUGUGAUGUAAUUUAUAAGCUAGUCAAUAAAAAACUAACUAAACGAA
This is a messenger RNA of Pectinophora gossypiella (pink bollworm), 3242 nucleotides long. RefSeq names its product integrin beta-6-like. NCBI's taxonomy places the organism in Eukaryota, Metazoa, Arthropoda, Insecta, Lepidoptera, Gelechiidae. The transcript is spliced from 8 exons. Gene Ontology annotation, molecular function: integrin binding. Bases 183 to 1526 code for a protein of 447 amino acids. The record is from RefSeq and is a predicted model, not a curated record. Gene Ontology annotation, cellular component: focal adhesion; integrin complex; cell surface. Gene Ontology annotation, biological process: cell-matrix adhesion; integrin-mediated signaling pathway; cell adhesion mediated by integrin.